Messenger RNA from Aureobasidium pullulans EXF-150, 2559 nucleotides. RefSeq names its product para-aminobenzoate synthase. The record is from RefSeq and is a predicted model, not a curated record. Gene Ontology annotation, biological process: L-tryptophan biosynthetic process. The coding region runs from base 120 to 2552 and encodes 810 amino acids. The transcript has a single exon. NCBI's taxonomy places the organism in Eukaryota, Fungi, Ascomycota, Dothideomycetes, Dothideales, Saccotheciaceae.
CAAUAUCACCACUCAUAAUCAACUGGCUCGCAUGUUCUUGACAGUCUGCAUCGAAAGGCUGACUCUCUUUCCCGACAUUCCUUUCUCUUGACUUUGCCAUCCGUUGAGGACCUGUUCUAAUGCACCGCCCUCAUCUACUUUUCCUGGAUGCCUAUGACUCCUUUAGCAAUAAUAUCAUCAAUUUGCUUCAACAAGAUCUCAAUGCCACCGUGCAAGUGAUCAAAAUUGAUGACAAGCGAUUUGCUAAAACCGAUGAUGCAUGUUUCCAUGCUUUUCUCAAACGCUUCGACGCUGUAGUCGCUGGUCCUGGUCCUGGCGAUCCUAGAAAUUCUCACGAUCUGGGUCUCAUUGGGAAACUAUGGCAUCUACCUGAAGAGGUCUGCUUGCCCGUCUUGGGCAUUUGCCUUGGCUUUCAAAGUCUCGCCCUUGCCUUUGGAGGUACAGCUGGUAGACUGCACCAACCUCGUCAUGGCUUAGUGACUGAGGUUUCCCACCAGAGACAGUCGCUGUUCCAGGAUAUUGAUGUCCUCAUGGCCACUCAAUACCAUUCGCUGCACGCAAAGCUUGGUCAUAACGUAGACAAAACAUCCCCUGAUCUAUGGAGGGCCACUUCGAAUUGCCCAGACAUCAUACCACUUGCCUGGGACUUGUCAGAUGACCAAAAUGGGCCAAUCCUCAUGGGUAUCAGACACACAAGCAAACCGUUUUAUGGAGUGCAGUAUCAUCCGGAGUCAAUCUGCACAAGCUCUGCUGGUGCACAAAUUAUCCACAACUGGUGGUCUGAAGCCUUCGCAUGGACUGUCAACCAGGCAGCCAAGAUCCAAACCCCGACUGCAUUCCAUCUCUCCAUCGAUGUGGAGUCUUGCGAUGCAAACAGUGAGAGCGGUGAUGAUUCUGCAAGCACUUCAUCAUCUCUGUUCGAUGCUGUCAACCCUACCGUCAGAGACACUACAGCCACAACUCCAGCAGUCACUCGAGACUCGUCUAGGAUGGGACGCCCGGCUUCUCCUAGAUUUGUCAGCUGGAGGUGCAUCGACAUGACUUCUAGUCCAGUAGAUGUGGCUGCUCUGCUCCAAAAUCUGCAGGAUAUCAAUCAGCAAGCCGUCUUGUUGGAAUCUGGCAGCAAGAACGGGCAGCCUGUCCGACCAGAGACUGGUCGCUUCAGUAUCAUCGGUUGUGUAGAAGACGCUCCAUCAAUCAAGUACUCUACUGGCAAUCAUAUCAUCACUAGUAGUCUCUCGGGUACGAACAGCUCCUAUAAUGGAUCUAUGUCCGACAUCUGGUCGAGCGUCGAGACUUUCAUGGCCGCAAAUAAGGCAACAGAUGGAAAUACUGACCUACCCUUCUGGGGUGGCCUUGUCGGAUUCGUAUCCUACGAAGCUGGCUUAGAGACAAUCGAUGUUGCUCAACCGGCAAACGAUGACCGCCCUGAUGUUUGGUUCGUCUUUGUGUCACGUAGCGUGAUUGUUGACCACGUCGAGAGAAGGGUCUACAUUCAAAGUUUGGAAGAAAAAGAUGAUCAUUGGUUCGAAAAAGCUGGAAACACUGUGAAAGAACUUUCGAAGGAGCCUGCAUCUCUAGAUAAGCCAGGACUACCCAUACCAGCCAUCAUUGCUCCGAUACAGGACGAGUAUGUGCAGAAGGUUGAGAUUUGUCAGAGCCACAUAAGAGCUGGUGAUUCCUACGAACUCUGCUUGACCGAUCAAAGCAUAGUUUCCCAUGACGAAAGCUGCAGACCGUCAUCUUUCGAGCUCUACCAGCGCCUGCGAACACGGAACCCUGCACCGUUUGGUGCAUAUUUGCGCUUGAAGGACAGCAACAAAGAAGGAAAUAAAGAAGGAAGCAAAGAAGAAAGCAAAGAAGAAAACAAGAAGAAAAUCAAGGAAGAAAAAGGAAACGCUGUAACCAUCCUGUCCUCUAGCCCAGAACGAUUCUUGUCAUGGUCUCGGGCUGGCAAAUGUCAGUUCAGACCCAUCAAAGGGACUGUUGAGAAAAAGGACGGUCUUACCAGGGAGGACGCCGAAAAGUUAUUGAAUGUCGAUAAGGAAAGAGCUGAGAAUCUGAUGAUUGUCGACUUGAUCAGGCACGACUUGCAUGGUGUGGUCGGGUCUGGUAAUGUGAAAGUCGAGAAGUUGAUGACUGUUGAGGAGUACCAAACUGUCUUCCAGCUCGUCUCAGUCAUCGAAGGUCAACUGCAAGAAGGGUCAAGGCAUACUGGUAUUGAUGUCCUAGCAGCCUCCCUCCCUCCAGGAUCCAUGACUGGUGCUCCCAAGAAACGGUCGUGCGAGCUGUUGACAGAGAUAGAAGGAAAAGCGAGGGGAAUCUACAGCGGUGUGCUUGGGUACUUUGAUGUCGGGGGUGGUGGAGACUUCUCGGUGGUAAUUCGAACGGCCUUUCAAUGGGAGGAUGAGGGGGUGUGGCGGAUUGGUGCUGGUGGAGCGGUCACUGUCCUAUCCUCGCCAAUUGCUGAGUUCGAGGAGAUGGACCUCAAGAGGCAGAGUUGUCUUCCAUCUCUUGGAUUGCAAUCUCUGUCUUCUGUCGGAUCUCGUUAGGACCCUG